This is a messenger RNA of Spizellomyces punctatus DAOM BR117, 933 nucleotides long. RefSeq lists its product as uncharacterized. The coding region runs from base 1 to 933 and encodes 310 amino acids. The record is from RefSeq and is a predicted model, not a curated record. Lineage: Eukaryota; Fungi; Chytridiomycota; Chytridiomycetes; Spizellomycetales; Spizellomycetaceae. Gene Ontology annotation, cellular component: cytoplasm. Gene Ontology annotation, molecular function: zinc ion binding. The transcript has 8 exons.
AUGGUGGUGGAUCUGCAGCACUUGCAUCGCCAGCACGAUGGAACUGCCCAAGCUAGGAGUACAGUGCGCGAAGCCCGAUUGCCGACGGCUAGACUUCCUGCCCUUUCCCUGCAACUUAUGCUCCCUGACGUACUGAAUGGAGCAUCAUUCGAAAUGAAAUUGGUCCGUUUUAUUAUUGAUAGCCUCGACCACCGACAUGCAGAGGCACAUGAAUGUAAAAACUGGUCGGAAAAGAAGAAGGACAUAGAUCCAAGUUGCGGAUCCGUACAAGAGGCAUCCUCACAGAAGAUUCCUUGCUCCUUUUCUUCAUGUACAACUGCCGAGCUGUGGUCCGCCACCUGCCCCAAGUGUGCCAAGCAGUUUUGCUUAAGGCACCGACACCCUCCCGAUCACUCGUGUACAGCUCCUACCCAAAAAGAUGUCAAAAGAGAGGAGAAGGAACAAGCCUACAAAGAGCUGAUAGCGACACUGGCAACGUCAUCGGAAAACGCAAGGCAAAAAGCGCUGGCGACAGAAAACCUAGCACCUAAAAAGAAGAGCAAGAAGCUGAAUCCUACCAUUGAAUUGAUGAAAAUGAAAAUGCAUGCAAAGGGGGAAAAGCCAGUACCACUCGAAUCACGAGUAUACUUUCGCAUCUACUUCCCGUUGGAAAGCAAAAUAGAGAAUCAAGCAAUGUUCUUUCAUAAGGACUGGACAAUUGGUCGCUUGAUAGAUAACAUAGCCGCAGCGGUCAAAAUACAAAACAUGAAUAACACGGGUCCCGAGGACAAGAAACUGAAUUUAUUCCAUGGUGAUACGGGAGGCCAUCUUGCGACGGAUGCUACCUUAUCAUCUUUGAUUUCUACAAGACGCCUCCAGAGCGGACAAGCUCUGAUUUUGGAGAGACACCAGGGGCCUACCAUUCCUCUUACUGCCUAUCUGUCCAACGAAUAA